CACCAUGUGUAAUUUUAGAGGUUAUGUUUUCUUUUGUGAUUUGGAAGAAACGUGUUUUUAGUGUUUAGUGCCAUUUUGCUUGAAGUUAUAAUAUAUUUUUAGUACUUAGUAAUAGUAUGUGAGUGUUGUUUGUUUUAAUUUAGUACAAAAUGACUGGAAAAACUACAUUAAGAAACUUAACAGCACCAAACUAUGGCAAACCAUCUGAAGCUCAGAAUGAGUUUUUGAAAUCGUUGGGUGAACCACAUGUAGCAUCAUUCAAUUACAUCCUUAAAGAAGGUAUACAACAAGCUAUUGAUAAUUUGACUCCAGCUCAUUUUAAGGUUGGACAGAAACAAGUCAAACUAUCAAUUAAGAGUGGAUACCUUCUCCCAGCAGCUGUCCCACCCGGCACUCCAGGAGUCAGAUCUCCAAUAAUAUACCCUACAGAGUGUAGGCAAAGAGGCAGCACCUACAAGGGCACAUUUCAUGUGAUUCUGGAUUGGACUGUGGACGGCCAACCUCAACCUUCUCAGGACUAUGCCAUCGGUCAGAUUCCCAUUAUGGUAAAGUCAAAAGCCUGCUACCUGGCAGACAUGAGCCCCAGCCAACUCAUCAACAGGAAAGAACAUGCAGAUGAAUGGGGUGGAUACUUUAUAAUUAAAGGACACGAGAAACUGAUCCGCAUGCUUCUUAUAACUAGACGAAAUUACCCGAUAGCGGUGAAACGCUCCUCAUGGAAAGCCCGUGGAUUGUUGUUCUCAGACCUGGGGAUUAUGAUACGUUGUGUAAGGGAGGAUCACACAUCUGUUAACAAUGUUCUACAUUUUGUGACAGACGGUACAGCAAAGCUCAUGAUUAGCCAUCGCAGGACUCUGUACUACACACCGAUAAUGCUGAUCCUCCGAUGUCUCACAGAUGCAUCAGAUGAAUCUGUUUUCAAAACAAUAAUGGCAGGCUAUGAGGAUGAUUUGUACUUCAAAGGGUCGGUGUUGAACAUGCUGCGAUCUCUUCAUCAGCAGAAUAUUCAUACACAAGAAGAAGCAAAAUUCUAUUUGGGAAAAAUAUUUCGCAUUCGCUUUUCAGAACUACCCAGUUGGUCUACAGAUGAAGAAAUUUGUGACUUUAUCCUAAAGCACUGCGUGUGUAUACAUGUUGAUGACUACAACGACAAGUUCCACUGUCUCAUCGUGAUGCUCCAGAAACUGUUCUCUGUGGUACAGGAGAAAAGUUGUGUUGAAGGUGCCGAUGCUGUUAUGAUGCAAGAGUUGUUGCUUGGAGGACACCUUUACCUUCAGGUGCUGAAGGACAGACUCCAAGGUUGGCUAUUUAUGUUGAGAUCUAUUAUACAGAAGAAAGAACAACCAGGAUAUGAACUGACCAAAGAGGAAUUACAUUCAGCUGUAAAGAAAGCUGGAUUGGUUGAACAAACCAUGAAUAACUUCCUAGCCACUGGCAACAUCAAAACUUCCUCAGGUCUUGGGCUCAUGCAGGAUAAAGGCUUGACAAUAGUUGCUGAGAAUAUCAACAGAAUGCGCUAUAUGUCACAUUUCCGAGCGGUUCAUCGAGGCUCCUUCUUCCAAGAGAUGCGAACGACAGAAGCGAGACAGUUGUUGCCCGAUGCUUGGGGGUUUAUCUGUCCAGUCCACACUCCUGAUGGUACUCCCUGUGGUCUUCUUAACCACUUGACUAAGUAUUGUCAGGUGACAGAACCAGUGGAUCUGGAAAUACUACACAGACUACCGGAAGUUCUGGUAUCAUUAGGUCUUCAGCCCCUAGGCUCUGAUAGUGGAGUACCAGCUGCAGACUGCUACAUAGCCAUGCUGGAUGGCAGGCUGGUGGGCCGGGUACCGCAUCACUCUGCUACUCGGUUCGUCCACAAACUGCGCACCCUCAAAAUACAAGGAGAGAAGGUACCAAACACAAUGGAAAUUGCGUUUGUGAAAGAAGGUGGAAACCAGUUUCCAGGGUUAUUUCUGUUCACUGGCCCGGCUCGCAUGGUGAGGCCAGUGUACAACUUGGCAGCUCAACAGAUCGAACUUGUGGGCACGUUCGAGCAGGUUUACUUGGACAUUUGUAUAACGCAGAAAGAGGCCUAUCCCGAUAUCACAACACACCAAGAACUGUCCAAGGAUAGCUUCCUGAGCAAUCUGGCCUGCCUAAUCCCCAUGCCUGACUGCAAUCAGAGUCCUCGCAACAUGUACCAGUGUCAGAUGGGAAAGCAAACCAUGGGUACAGCAUGUCACACUUGGGACAUCCAGAGUGAGACGAAGCUGUACAGACUACAGACGCCAGCUACCCCUCUCUUCCGACCCUUGCACCAUGACACCAUUGCGCUCGAUGACUUUCCUAUGGGCACCAAUGCGAUAGUUGCUGUCAUAUCGUAUACCGGCUACGAUAUGGAAGAUGCGAUGAUCAUUAACAAAGCAUCAUUUGAAAGAGGGUUCGCUCAUGGUUCAAUUCUGAAAUCAGAGUUCAUCGACUUAAAAUCUACGAGUUCUUACUUUGGCUUGGACCCCUCCAAACCUGAACUAACCCAACACUUGGGAAUUGAUGGUCUCCCGGCACCAGGAACAGUGCUCAGCGGAAGGGUUCCUUACUAUUGUUAUUACAAUGCGCUGGAAGCCCACUAUAAGGUUGGGAUGUACUCAGGACAAGAUCCCAUAGUUGUGGACAACGUGAGACUGUGUGGCUCUCUCCCGGGAUCGUCAGACGUUCCUACCAGAGCCUGCAUCACCUUCAGAGUCCCGAGGAACCCGUCAGUUGGAGACAAGUUUGCCAGUCGAGCAGGACAGAAAGGGAUCUGCAGCCACAAAUGGCCUGCAGAAGACUUGCCUUUCACAGAGAGUGGACUCGUGCCUGACAUCGUGUUCAACCCGCACGGGUUUCCUUCACGGAUGACAAUAGCCAUGAUGAUCGAGUGUAUGGCAGGUAAAUCUGCAGCAAUCCAUGGCCUCGUUCAUGAUGCUUCACCAUUCCAGUUCACUGAAGAUGACACUGCCAUCGACUAUUUCGGCAAGCUUCUCCAGGCAGGUGGCUACAACUACUACGGUACAGAGAGGAUGUACAGUGGUGUGGAUGGCAGAGAGAUGACAGCUUCCAUCUUCUUUGGGGUGGUCCACUAUCAGAGACUCAGACACAUGGUGUCAGACAAGUGGCAGGUUAGAAGUAAAGGUCCAGUGGAUGUUUUGACAAGACAGCCAGUCAAGGGUAGGCGACGAGGUGGAGGGGUCAGGUUCGGUGAGAUGGAACGAGAUGCUUUGAUAUCGCAUGGGGCAUCAUUUCUGCUCCAAGAUCGACUCUUCAACUGCUCUGACAAGUACACUGCUCACAUUUGCCGUACAUGUGGACUGUUGCUGAGUCCAGUGGUGUCACCAUCUGCUCGGGAAGGUCACAAGACCAGGCUCAUUACUUGUCGUAUCUGUGAUAACAAUGGAAAAAUUGAAGAGAUCACCAUUCCCUACAUCUUUCGCUUCUUGGUGACGCAGCUCGCAUCGGUCAACAUAAAACUACAAGUCAACCUCUCUCCCAGUUGAUAAACGUGAUUGUAACUUUAUGUAAUUGUAUAAAUAAAGUUUUAUAUGUUACCA
Molecule: messenger RNA, 3569 nt
Organism: Homalodisca vitripennis (glassy-winged sharpshooter)
Lineage: Eukaryota; Metazoa; Arthropoda; Insecta; Hemiptera; Cicadellidae
Gene: RpI135
Product: DNA-directed RNA polymerase I subunit RPA2
Exons: 20
Coding region: 150-3515 (1121 amino acids)
Biological process (GO): DNA-templated transcription
Cellular component (GO): RNA polymerase I complex; nucleus
Molecular function (GO): DNA binding; ribonucleoside binding; DNA-directed RNA polymerase activity
Source: RefSeq, a predicted model, not a curated record